AGAAUGUGUUUCUCUUCCAUUUCAGAAGUCAACAUGCAGUCUGAAACUAACGUUACAGUUCAAGAUGCCGUUGAUGACAUCAGCACCAAUAUGUACCAGCCACUGUCUUAUCCAUUAAGCUUUCAAGUUUCUCUCACUGGAUUUCUGAUGCUGGAGAUCGUUUUGGGACUUGGCAGCAACCUCACCGUACUGGUACUUUACUGCAUGAAAUCCAACUUAAUCAACUCUGUCAGUAACAUUAUUACAAUGAACCUUCAUGUUCUCGAUGUAAUAAUUUGUGUCGGAUGUAUUCCUCUAACUAUAGUUAUUCUUCUGCUUUCAUUGGAGAGUAACUCGGCACUGAUCUGCUGCUUCCACGAGGCUUGUGUGUCCUUUGCAAGCGUCUCCACUGCCAUCAAUGUCUUUGCAAUCACUUUGGACCGAUAUGAUAUCUCUGUGAAACCCGCUAAUCGGAUUUUGACAAUGGGAAGGGCUGUGAUGCUUAUGACAUCGAUUUGGAUUGUCUCUUUUUUCUCAUUCCUGAUUCCAUUCAUUGAAGUCAAUUUCUUCAGUCUUCCAAGUGCAAAUACUUGGGAAAAUAAGACACUUCUGUGUGUCAGCGCGAAUGAAUACCACACAGAACUAGGGAUGUACUACCACCUUUUAGUACAGAUCCCUAUCUUUUUCUUCACUGUUAUAGUAAUGUUAAUUACAUACAGCAAAAUACUCCAGGCACUGAAUAUCCGAAUAGGCACAAGGUUUUCUACAGCGCAGAAGAAAAAAGCAAGGAAGAAAAAGACAAUUUCUUUGUCCACACAACACGAGACCACUGAUGUAUCACAAAGCAGCGGGGGGAGAAAUGUGGUCUUUGGUGUAAGAACUUCCGUUUCAGUUAUAAUUGCCUUACGGCGGGCUGUAAAGCGACAUCGAGAACGACGAGAAAGACAGAAGAGAGUCUUCAGGAUGUCGCUGUUGAUCAUUUCAACUUUCCUUCUCUGCUGGACACCAAUUACAGUUUUAAACACUACAAUUUUAUGUUUGGGCCCAAGUGACCUUUUGGUAAAGUUGAGAUUGUGUUUUCUAGUCAUGGCGUAUGGAACUACCAUCUUUCACCCUCUUCUAUAUGCAUUCACUAGGCAGAAAUUUCAAAAAGUUCUGAAAAGCAAAAUGAAAAAGCGAGUGGUUUCGAUAGUGGAAGCUGAUCCAAUCCCAAAUAAUGCUGUAAUACACAACUCAUGGAUAGAACCUAAGAGGAACAGGACAAUUACCUUUGAAGACAAUGAAGUAAGACAGAAGUGUUUAGUACCUCAGGUUGUCACUGACUAG
Molecule: messenger RNA, 1305 nt
Organism: Eublepharis macularius
Lineage: Eukaryota; Metazoa; Chordata; Lepidosauria; Squamata; Eublepharidae
Gene: GPR22
Product: G protein-coupled receptor 22
Exons: 1
Coding region: 4-1305 (433 amino acids)
Biological process (GO): G protein-coupled receptor signaling pathway
Cellular component (GO): membrane
Molecular function (GO): peptide binding; G protein-coupled receptor activity
Source: RefSeq, a predicted model, not a curated record